AUGGACCGAAGCGGUAACGGAAGUUUCUCUCAUCACGCCUGCCCGACGGAGCCUUCCUCAAAACGAAGCGAAGCCGUCAGAAACGUAAUCAACGCCAUCGAGGGAUUCGCCAAACGGCUGUUGCCUGCCUUCCACCUGGACGUUUCAAAGUAUCUUCCAAGGCGAGUAUCAGUGCGAGGACCCCACCCAGGACGAGCACCGAUAACAUGGCGUGUCCCUCUCUUCUUUCCAGAGGAAGACUUUGCUGCCGACGCCAUGCACGCCAUACACACCAUCGUUUCUCGUCGGCCGUCGACCAAAGGGCAUAACCGGGGGCAACUGUCUGUGAACAAUUCGAAUACAAUGGCUGGCGUUACUGCCACCGGCACUACGACCAUCCGCAACAGCUCAUCGAUGGCACAAGAAGCAGCCAGCACAACAAGCGCAACGAACGCACCAAAACAUGAGAGCGAGCCGCUCGAUACUACUUCUUCGCAGCCCCUGAGCGACGAGGAGCAGGAGGGUAGCUGGAAGUUGCAAGAGGAAGAAUACGAACUCACGCUGCAGCAGCUCAACGCCCAGCGAGAUAAGAUCAAACAGAUAUACGACAAAAAGAAGGCACAAAUCGACAAGGAGUGCGGUUUAAUGAGGAGCGAAGUUCGACGACAUUGGUGGGAUGACAGGAGGUUGAACGAGCUGAAGAGGCAGCUGGAGGAUAUGACGAACAAGCUACAGGAGCGGAGAGCAAUAGAGAAGGAGUGGAGGAAGGAGGAGGAGGAGGAGGAGGACGGGGAAGAAAGCGAGUCAGAUGACGAGGAGGAUGAUGAGGACGAUGACGAGGAAGAUGACGAGGAGGAAUGGGACCCUGAGGCAGCGAAACGAAGGAUUUACAAAUUGGAAACUCUGAAAAUGCGUCAUGAAUGGGAAGCACUAUAUUAUAGAAUGCUGACCGAGAAGAACGACCAUACAAUCAGGCUUUCGAAUAUAGAGAAAAAGAGAACGGAGGCUUUGUUGAAGGUUGAGGAGGAGUAUAAUCGGGAUAUGUAUGCUUGGUAUAAGAUGAGGGAUGAGUAUCAUAGACGGGAGAUGGGAGAGGAGUCGGAAAGUCGUAAUAUUCAGCAUUCUAGAGCCUCAUAUGUCAGGAGGCUGGCUACAUGUACUUCAGUUGUUUGGUAA
Neurospora tetraspora is the source of this 1155-nucleotide messenger RNA. RefSeq lists its product as uncharacterized. The transcript has a single exon. NCBI's taxonomy places the organism in Eukaryota, Fungi, Ascomycota, Sordariomycetes, Sordariales, Sordariaceae. The record is from RefSeq and is a predicted model, not a curated record. Bases 1 to 1155 code for a protein of 384 amino acids.